Messenger RNA from Sodiomyces alkalinus F11, 939 nucleotides. RefSeq names its product dolichyl-diphosphooligosaccharide-protein glycotransferase. The record is from RefSeq and is a predicted model, not a curated record. Gene Ontology annotation, cellular component: oligosaccharyltransferase complex. The transcript is spliced from 4 exons. The annotation marks the transcript as partial. NCBI's taxonomy places the organism in Eukaryota, Fungi, Ascomycota, Sordariomycetes, Glomerellales, Plectosphaerellaceae.
GCGGCCAAGAAGUCGUCAGUGGAGCGUUUCCAGGAGUUUCACACGAAAGCUCUCUCUUCCGCGCCCGUGAAGCUGGACGAUGCCGCCUUCAAAACCGCAACAUCAGCGCCACGCGACUACACUGUCAUGGUUCUAUUAACGGCCCUGGAUCCUCGGUUCGGCUGUAAGCUCUGCACAGAGUUCCAACCUGAAUGGGAUAUCCUGGCCGCGAGCUGGACCAAAGGCGAUAAGAAGGGAGAAUCGCGUAUAAUUUUUACAACCCUUGAUUUUACAGAUGGACGUGACACGUUCAUGUCCCUGGGUCUGCAAACCGCGCCCGUCCUCCUCAUGUAUCAACCCACGGUCGGCAUUCAUGCGGUGGCUGCUGUUGAACCUUUACGAUAUGACUUCACAAGCGGUCCUCAAGUUGCCGAGCAAGUUCACAGCUGGCUCAGUCGCCACAUGCCAGAUCGACCGCAUCCCCCAGUGAGGCGACCUAUUAACUGGAUGCGGUGGAUCUCAAGCGUCGUCGUUGUCUUGGGGCUUGGUACAGGUCUUGUAGCGGCGACUCCCUACGUUGUUCCCGUACUCCAGAACCGAAAUAUCUGGGCUGCCUUAAGUCUCAUUGCGAUACUUCUCUUCACCAGCGGGCACAUGUUCAAUCAAAUCCGAAAGAUCCCAUACGUAGUGGGUAAUGGCCGUGGCGGGGUCACUUACUUUGCCUCUGGAUUCCAGAAUCAGCUUGGCAUAGAGACCCAGGUGGUUGCAGCUCUUUAUGCGAUUCUUGCGUUCUGUGCAAUCUCCCUCACCGUUAAAGUACCCCGCAUUGGAAACCCGAAGCAGCAGCAGGUCGCAGUUCUAGCAUGGGGAAUCGGUCUAUUUGUCGUUUACAGCCUCCUGCUUAGUGUCUUCCGGAUCAAAAAUGGGGGAUAUCCAUUUUCACUCCCCCCAUUUAUGUAG